Messenger RNA from Triticum urartu, 2968 nucleotides. NCBI's taxonomy places the organism in Eukaryota, Viridiplantae, Streptophyta, Magnoliopsida, Poales, Poaceae. The record is from RefSeq and is a predicted model, not a curated record.
ACUAGUUCAUACAUGAACAUUCUUUCACGCACUUAAUGCUCACUUUAUUUUAUUUUAUUUUUUGCUUUGCAGAAGAAGAAGGGAUUGGACAUGGCAAAGUGAAAGAACAACUUGAUUCACAACCAGUCGAGCAAGGUGGUCAGGAACAGCAUCAAGAAGUCCAAACGCUAGUACAAGCUGAACAAGGUGUCAUAGUCGUGCACGUUGAACAACCGGAAAGCGAUGAAACAUUCCAAGCUCCACCACGAGGUCUUCAGAAUGGUCAAGGCGCAAGAGUUUAUCCUAGGAAGUUGUGCAAUCCCACCUAUAAAUCUAGGUUGUCAACAAUGCGCUUUAGCAAGACAGUGAAAAAGUUCAGUGAGAUUCAAUUAGGGCACAUCAGCAAAUACAAAAUGGAUGGCCUGCUUCACAUGCCAUAUCACCUAAACAUCCCAAUGAAUCUCCUUGAGUGGUUAGAUCAACACAUUUUUGGUGUUACAGAGCCUUGUUUCAAGCACAAGAACAAAGUCAUCAAGAUCACUAAAGACAUGGUAGACAAGAUUUUUGAUUUCCCUGGCGGUACUGUUCCUUUUGUCUUCAGCAGCAAUGAUCCUCAAGUGAAAGCAGAAGUUGCUCAGUUAAGAAGCAAGUAUGUUGAUUAUCGGAACAAGAUGCCUAUCAACAAGAUUGAGGAAGUGAUGCUAACUGACGAGAGUGAAGAUGGUUUCAUCAGGAGCUUCGUUUUCUAUUUCAUAUCAUCUAUACUCUGCCCAGCGUCAUACUAUUUUGGCAACACCAAAUUCCUCUUCUCUCUGAGAGAUGUGUCUGUAAUCCCUUCACUAGACUUUGGCCAAUUAGCAUUGGAUUUUAUGGUUGAAGAAUCAGAACGUCAUUUCGAAAUGAUAAUGAACAGACCAACACUUGAGGAAAUGAACAAGCCUUCCCACAUUGGCGGAUGCCUUCCUAUUUGGGGGAUCAUUUAUCUGGAUUUCGUUGACUUUGAUGUCAUCGAGAAUCACCAGUCAACUGUUGAUUAUUCUCUACCCCGGAUCAGCCACAUUAAGAAUGCAGAUUUCCAAUACCUAGCUUUGGUUGAUAGGAAUUAUGAGUCUAGGAAAGCGUUUGGAGUACUACCAAUAAGACACAUAUCUCAAACACCGUAUGCAAAUGCAGUUCCUAUUGGCAACAUUGCUGAUACUCAACAAGAGAUUUUUUGCAUUCCAAAAACACAAGUCAUUUUUCACAGCAAUGCCCACGAAACAAUCAAUGAAAACAACCCAAUUAACUUGACCACUCCAGAUAUCAAGUCAGCAAGAACAAGUUUCACUCCAAAACAUGAGAUCGAUUGUAAAGUGAAGCCAGAGCUGCAUUCGAAAUCAGAGACCCCUGAUGUACUUCUCACCAAGCAAGAACCCGUUGCACCCAAAGCCGAGAACAAUGUGAAGGUUGAGGAAGAGUUGGACCCAAUAACUGAAAUAAACCAAAGGAGUCUUGUUCUCAUCAGUUCUAGCUUAUCAAAUGAAAGAUUGAAGCAUUACAGUAGCACCCCAAUCAUAAUUGAUGACUCUCCUUUCACCCCUUGUGCACCUACCAGUGAAGAGAGACCAUUUGGUUCAUCUAGGGCCAAUGAUGCACAAGCUGGAUCAAGCAUAGGUCCAAAUACCAUUGAGAAGAAGAAUAGGAAAAAGAGAGCAGCUAAAGUGCAAUCUCCUGAUGAACCAAAGAGGCUGAAAAUCCCUAGAGAGGUGGAUUUGUUUUUCACCAAAUUUCUGAGGAAGCCAAUCUUCAAAGAAUACACCCUUUUUGUCAACAUUGAGGGAUUUCCCAUUAGUUACGACAACUUCUUCGCUUCAUUCAAGUCAAGGGGUGAGAUUAGAGAUGAAGUCAUGGAUUCACUCAUUCAAACAUUCAACUUGGAAGCAAAGACUUCAUGUCAGAUAAAACCUUUUAUUAAAAAAUUCAGUUUCACUUCGCGCUUCACUAAUAAACUGUUAGUUAGCCCUGAAGUUUUUGACCCAGUAAGCUGCAAAACAGAGUUUGACAGAGUAAAUUGAGAAGAAAGUCUAUGGAAAAAGGAUUUGUUGUUUUUCCCCACUAUCAAGUCAAACCACUGGGUAAUUGCUUGUAUGAACUCUCUAUUUGAGAGGACUCACUUCUUUGACCCAUGUGGUACAAUCCAGGAAAAUGCUCAACAACAAAUUGUCCACAACUUGGUUUCCAACUACAACUUGCUUUGCAAACUCAGUAAUAAGCCUUUCAAGAAUGUCUUCAACUUCAAGCUUCAAGCUGUGGGACACUAUCCAACAAACUGUCUGAUGCAUGACUCAGGUCACUACCUCCCCCUUUACAUGGACAACUUUGAAGGCAAAGUCAUGAAAAGCUUCAGCACGAUAUUUUUUUGUUUGUCCCAACUGUCUGAUGUAUAUUUUUACAAAAAUUUAGCGUACUGAAAACGAACUAGGAAAUCUUUUUUUUAUUUUUGCAGCACCUUUUAAUUGAAAAAAUACACAGAAUGAAUCUAUGCACGUUUAUUUAAUUUUAAUUUAUAAACAUUUUUUAAGCUGACAAGAAGUACUUGUUAUGCUAAAUCUAUAUAAUUAUUGAACAUUUUUUGAUCCCCUUCUUACAAUGCAAGAAGGAGAAUGUACUUUUAUUUUUCAGUACAUACACCUAUUCAUUUUAUGUCUUUUUAAUACAGUUUUUCCCAUGCAUUUUAACUUCAAGACCACCCUUUUUUUGUCUACACAGGAGAAUGUACCCAAGCAAAGAAUGAUAUCAGCCUAUCGUCUCUUCAAAAGCACGCUCAACAUGAUAAAGGACGAGGAUCUGCCAACCUCCCAGUGAACAUCUUUUCUUUAGAUUGAAGAGCUUUUUUUUGGAAGGGAGACAUGAACUAUAGUUUUGUAGAGGAGUGUGAUUUUAUCUAAGACGUGAUACAUAUGAAAACCAAUUCUGUGUAAUGGUUCUCCUAGGAGAUUUUUGCUUCUAA